Meloidogyne enterolobii is the source of this 164-nucleotide messenger RNA. The record is from the annotation of a GenBank genome assembly. NCBI's taxonomy places the organism in Eukaryota, Metazoa, Nematoda, Chromadorea, Rhabditida, Meloidogynidae.
UGUAGUACAUGAACCGUGAAUUAAAUGGUCACCAAGAACGUUUUUUAUUCGCUGAUAGAAGAGGAGAAGAACAAAUUCUUGUUUUUGGUAGUGAGGCAAGUGCUGCAUGGUCAAAUCAAAUGGAGCAUGUUUUUAUGGAUGGAACUUUUUCAGGUAAUUUUUAG